AUGAAUCCUCAAGUCACACAGAUCAUCCUCAUGUUGGUGAUGAUGCGGGUCUCCCAGACUUUGAACAUGGAGGACCCCACCACUAUCAUGUACGUUAGAAUUUUGUACGUGACAUGUACCGCUGUGACAUACGUUAUCUAUCAAGCAACCAGACGUAAGAUCGUUGCCAAGAAUGAUUUGACGACUUUGAAGUACGUUUUGCCUGCCAAUAUAUUCUCCGGACAGAAAGAGGAGCAGCUAAAGGUUACCACCGUUCGUGAUUAUGAUCUAGAGCAGAUCGACACGUCGAUCAAAUCCAUUUACACCGGGCUCAUGAUGAUGGGGUUCCUACAUAUCUACAUGAAGUACACGAAUCCUUUGUUGAUGCAGUCUAUCUCUCCUGUGAAGGCUGCACUCGAGCAUAGUGAAGUUCGUAUCCAUUUGUUUGGCAAGCCUGCCACCGGUGAUUUGAAGAGACCGUUUACUCAAGCAGGGUUAUUCAACAUGGGCGGUAGUGAUAAGCCAAAGACCGAUAAGCAGUCCAUCGAGACUGCUGAAAAGGCCGGAAAGGGUGGUCUCAAGGCUGAAUAA
Eremothecium cymbalariae DBVPG#7215 is the source of this 570-nucleotide messenger RNA. RefSeq names its product Snd3p (gene SND3). NCBI's taxonomy places the organism in Eukaryota, Fungi, Ascomycota, Saccharomycetes, Saccharomycetales, Saccharomycetaceae. The record is from RefSeq and is a predicted model, not a curated record. Gene Ontology annotation, biological process: protein targeting to ER. Gene Ontology annotation, cellular component: endoplasmic reticulum; mitochondrion. Bases 1 to 570 code for a protein of 189 amino acids. The transcript has a single exon.